Messenger RNA from Physcomitrium patens, 864 nucleotides. The record is from RefSeq and is a predicted model, not a curated record. Lineage: Eukaryota; Viridiplantae; Streptophyta; Bryopsida; Funariales; Funariaceae.
AUGGUUGGAGCUUCUUGGAACAAGUGUCGACGAACAUCGUCUCUUCGGUCGUCGCCUAGAACUGCGGGAAGAAAAACCAAGAAUGAAUUACCUGCGUCAGCGUCUUCAUCGUCGUCGUCGUCGUCUUCGUCCUCUCACUCACCGAUGCGACGUCGGGAUGCGCUGAGAAACAUGGUGCUCAAUGUGGUUCGCCCGUCGCGGACGGCUGCUGCUGCGGCGGAUCACCCUGUGAGUUACCGGGGAGUGAGGUACCGGGAGGGACUGAGUAAGUACGUGACGGAGAUUCGACCCACGAGGAGCUCGAAGAAAAUUUGGCUCGGGACUUACGACACGGCAGAGGAAGCUGCGCGCGCGUUUGAUAUCGGGAAUUUGUGUUGCAAGAAGAAUCUGCCGCUCAAUUUCGCGGACUCGCCGCGCUUGCUGAAGAGAAUAUCGUCCAAGCUGUCCGAGGAAGAGUGUCGAAGCGCCAUCGCUAAGCUUGCCAAGGAGGUGGCGCGAGUGGUAGUAAUGAAGUCGGCUUCAGAAGGCGAGACGACAAACCAGGAGGAGGUCAGUCGGGGGGCAGCGAUUAAAGCCCGCAGAUCAGUGGAGAGCACGACUAAAGAUUCUCUACCCAAAACAGAACCUCAAAUUCAGCGCCUCGAAGCUUGUGGAACUUGCUCCUCCAUUACAUAUACUGAAUUACCUGUGGAACGAUUGGAACCUGUAUUUAUAUUCGAAGAAGAAAUGGUGACCCCCAUGUCCCCCUUCGACAUGAGCGGAAUGUCCCUCCCAGAUAACCUCCAAGAGAUUUCUUUCUGUGAUUUCGACUCACCAAGCCUUAGUUCGGAGAAUUACGGCGACGUUUAUUUUUACAGAACUUAA